Messenger RNA from Canis lupus familiaris (dog), 3416 nucleotides. RefSeq lists its product as uncharacterized. The transcript has 3 exons. Lineage: Eukaryota; Metazoa; Chordata; Mammalia; Carnivora; Canidae. The record is from RefSeq and is a predicted model, not a curated record. The coding region runs from base 284 to 1144 and encodes 286 amino acids.
GCGAACACGCGGCAUCGGCGUCACGAAGGGGGGCGGGGUCUGUCCCCAGAGCGCGGCCCGCGGCACCUGACUCCCCAGAAGCUGCGACUCACCGGCCCUGCAGGCUCUUGGACUGGAACCUUCCGGGCAGAGCAGUGCUGUACCCCUCUUCAUCUCCGCAAGCGUGCGCCUGCGGGUAGAGGUACACGCCUGCGGGCACACGGAGGCACCUGCAGGCACAGGUACGGGCCUGCUGGCACACGGACUUACCUGCUGGUACACGGACGUGCCUGCGGGCACAGGUAUGUGCCUGCGGGCACACAGACGCUCUUGCGGGCACACAGACGCACCUGCAGGCACAGGUACGCACCUGCGAGCACAUGCACGCGCCUGCGACUACAGGGACUCACCUGCGGGCACAGGUACGCGCCUGCAAGCACACGUAGGCACCUGUGGGCACAGGUACGUGCCUGAGGGCACACGAACACACCUGUGGGCACACGGACGUGACUGCGGGCACAGGUACACGCCUGCGACCACACGGACUCACCUGCUGGCACACGGACGCACCUCUGGGCACACGGACGCACCUGCAGGCACAGGUACGCGCCUGGUGGCAAACGGACUCACCUGCUGGCACACGGACGUGCCUGCGGGCACAGGUACGCGCCUGCGAGCACACGGAGGCACCUGCGGGCACAUGUAUGUGCCUGCUGGCACACGGACUCACCUGCUGGCACACGGAGGCGCUUGCGGGCACAGGUACGCACCUGCGAGCACACGGAGGCACCUGCGGGCACAUGUAUGUACCUGCUGGCAAACGGACUCACCUGCUGGCACACGGACUCACCUGCUGGCACACGAAUGCGCCUGCGAACGCAGGGACGCACCUGCAGGCACAGGUACGCGCCUGCUGGCACACGACCUCACCUGCUGGUACACGGACUUGCCUGCGGGCACAGGAAGGAACACGCCUGAAGCAGGAACACAUCAAAGAUGCUGCGGCUGCGCCCCUGCUGUGGCCUUGGCCCUGAGCUGGCACCUGGUGCGCCGCCCUACUGCAGGGAAAGGACAUGAGCCACCUCGUUCAGCUGCAGGGGGACGUUUCCACGCAGAACAGGGAAAUGACUGCUUCACCCGAAUCAGGUGCUGCACAGAAAGCUAAAGCAAGAAACUGACAAGUUCAUGGAGAAAUGUGGUAUUUUCUUUGAAGAAUAACUGUGUGUUUUUUAGUUUUUCCUCUAAAUUUUACAAUCACCUCCUGGCAGCUAAUAUAUCUUCCCUUUUCCUAAUGCUCUCCUGCAGCUUUUCUUUUUCCUCUGCUCACUGAGUAGAACCAAACUGGCUGAUGUCUGCAGGUGAGCAGUUUUCAUAUUAGGCAUUUGUCAUUUCAGGAUACCAUUCUUCAGUAUUAGCUUUCCAUUAUCAGACUUCCUCUUCUCAUUUUGCUAAGGAGGGCAAGCUGUAGUCAUUAAUGGAAUUGUCUUCCUCCCUCCCUCUCCCCUUCCUUCCUUCCCACCCUCCUUCUCUCCACCCCCCUUCCUUUCUCUAUGUCAUGACCCAGGUUAGGAACUGGAUUGUACAACACACUUAUCAUUUUUAAUCUCUCUUUGUUUAUUCUAGUGUGAAAUUGCUUUCCAGGUAGUAUUCAGGUAAGACUUCCUCCUCUUGUGGGAUAAUUUGAAACAUUUGUGGAGAAGAUUCUAAUUUUGCUGACCUGUUAUCAGAGCUGUCAUUAGAGUUUUGUAAAACAUCAAUUCCUAUACAAUCUUCUGUCACUCAUACAAGCCCAUGCUCAUCAUUCACUCUUCAUGGAUGCUUUUCUUGGGCGGAUGAUCAGUGAACCUAAAAGUGUCUCUGAGAUUAAACAUAACUUCGAAGGUAUAGAACUAGGAGAAAAUGCAAGGUCUUGGGUACAAUAUAGACAACUGACUACCAUGGUGUCUCCAGGCAGUCUGUUCAUCUAAAUGUUCCACAGAAAACAAGGAUCAGAAAAUCUUAGAGGUCGGUUCAGGACUAGGACAUGUGAAGAGCUCUUGGGUCAUGUGUAUUUCCAUAGGACCUCUAGGUGACUGUCCAAUACCUCGUGAGGCAGAUGCAUUGUAUCUGGCUCCCUCAUUUGAUUAGAACUUACCUUGGGAUUCACAUGAUUAGCACUUAGAGCAAGACUUAGGGGAAGGCCGAGUUAGAUACUAUAACAAGACUCUCAAAUGACUAGGAGAAGCAGUCAGUUGUGGAUACGGAUGGAGGAUUGCACCUGGCUGAGCAUGAUGACGUCCAGGGGGAUGUGGCAAUGGCGGGCCUGGUAGAAGUCAGGCCAAGUGGACUUCAAGAAGAAAUACCAAGGAAAAUCUAGCACAAAGUAGCUGGGGGCUGGAGGCACCAUUGGCAUCAAGAAGUUCUCUCCACCUGAAGCAGGAUCUUUAGAUACUAGCCUGGAAUGGAGGGCUCAGCUCUCGGGACAGGCUGGGUCUCAAGACUAGGAAAACUCUGAAGCUUUGGGACAUUCACUAAACAGGGUUCAAGCACAAACACAGCUACAGAGAUUUAGGACCAGGGCUAAGACGGGGCUCAUAAACUGAGUGAUAGUCAUGUUUUCUGGUGCAGACACAAGAUCACAUGGUGAGCCACGCAUGGGGUUGCAACUGGCAAAAUGUUAGAUUUUGUGUUGCAACAACAAUUGGUCCUGGAGGUAGGUGAGUAAAUCCAGAGAUCUCAGUUUUGAGACAAUUAGCUACAAGUUGAAGUUGGCUACAAGAUGGAGCCUGCCAGCUUGUAUUAGUGUACACGGCAGCAAGGCCAUUAGUCUUUGUCUCCCUAGGGCCCUCAAAUUAGCACAAUGCCAGAGCCAUGGACUAUAUACCUGACAGUUUUAAACUCACUUACAGGAAGCAUGAACACAGGUGAUUAGGCUGUUUCCAUGUAGAAGUCAGUUCUGUUGGAACAAGCUGGUAGCCAAGUUAUAUCCAGGGAGUCAGCACCAGAGACUCCAUAGCCAGAACUUCUGAAUGUGACUCUGGGGCACAGGCCAUUUUCUUGGUAGAACUUGGACAAGUCUAGAUACUCAUUGUUCUAUAUUCAGAUUCAGGUUCCAGAUACAGAUUCCAUCAAAAAGUGAGUCAGAAGCAAGAAUAUAAAUUCUAGGACUAUUUCCAGUUGUAUUUGGGCCAAAGGAAGCUUUAGCCAAAAGGCCUCAUGGACUGGUUUAAAAAUGUUCAUAUGAUAUUGGUCAUCAGUCAGGUAUCCAUGUUCAAACUGGGUAAAUUCUGGGAUGCCUGGGUGGCUCAGCAGUUGAGCACCUGCCUUUGGCUAAGGGCCUGAUCCGGGGCUCCUUGUGGGAAACCUUCUUCUCCCUCUGCCUAUGUCUCUGCCUCUCUCUUUCUGUUUCUCAUGAAUAAAUAAAUAAAAUCUUUUGAAAAACACAGGGUAGGGAUCCC